AUGUUUCGUAAAUCUAAAGUAACAGAUGGGACGUCUGUGGGCCAAGUGGGGUUCAAGAAAAAGUCAAGGGUCCCUGGAGUGAUGAUUACACAGUUUAUUGAGACACUGCCAGAGGGAAAGAGCCACCCAGAUUUCACUCGUAAGCCAAUUGCUUUGACUAUCCAAGAGGGGAAGUUUGCUUUUUUCAAAGCCAUUGUCACUGGAGACCCAAAACCCACUGUGUCAUGGACUCGGAAUAAUGGAAGCGUCGCUGAUGAGUCAAGAUACCAAACAAAAUAUGAUCCAAACUCCAAUGAGCAUACAUUUGAGAUGCCUAAUGUAAAGCCGGAUCAAGCAGAUACAUACAAAUGCAUUGCCAUAAAUGAGUAUGGGCAGGCCUUCGUCACAGUGAUUCUGAAUGUAAUUGAAGUUGGUUUUAAAAAGGCAAAGGCUCCAGAACCAGCUCCAAAUGCUACUGAUGGGAAUUUCAAGACUGUCCUUAGAAAGAGCAAGAUCCGCCCCAAAUCUGAGCAGACUGAAAAAAAGGAAGGAGAAAUUGACCCUAAGUUUUGGGAGCUCCUGAUGAGUGCUGACAAGAAGGACUAUGAGAGCAUCUGCGCAGAGUUUGGAGUCACAGACUUUCGUUGGAUGCUCAAGAAACUGAAUGAAAUGAAAAAAGAAAGAGAAGAAGAACAGGCCACGUUUGUAAAAAAUCUGUCCAACCUGAAGCCAAUUAGUGUUAAUUCAGACGGCUGUGCAUCCUUUGAGCUUGACAUGGAUCUGCUUGAACCAAGCAGCCACAUUUAUAUUUACAAGGAUGGUGAGAUGAUCCCAUACACAAAGGAGCUGGGAGAGAAGAUGAAGCACAGCCUGAAACAAAUAGGACGAAAAUAUGUAUUUAGUAUGAAGGACCUGCUGCCCGACGACGCUGGACUGUAUCAGCUGGAUGUGGAGGGAGUCACUAUGUUCUCCACAGAAUUCAAAGUACCUAUGGUGGAUUUCUUGGUGAAGAUUCAAGAAGUGAAAGCGAUGGAGAGAGAAGAUGCCGUUUUUGAAUGUGUGCUAUCGAACCCAUUUUCAAAGAUUAAUUGGUUUGGUAAAAAUUCGCCACUGGAGCAAGGAGAGAAAUUUGAUAUUGAAGUUUCUGAAGACAAGCUCAUUCACAGACUGGUGGUCAAAGACUGCGUGCUCACAGAUAAAGGAAUAUACUCUGCCUGCGCCGGUAUUAAGAGCUGCAAUGCCUUUCUUCUGGUAGAACCGGAUAAGGGACCAGGGAAGAAAGAGAGGAAGACUACAAGAGCAGGAGGAUCAGGUGUGGACCUGCAAAAGGUGGCUCAGGAGCAACAAGCUAAACUGGAACAACAGUAUGAGGAACGUAAAGAAGUGAUCAAAGCAGCCCAAGAAGCUGCAGCGGCUGCACCGCCACCUGAGCCGCCUAAAGAAGCUGAGCCAGAGCCAAAAGCAGCUCCGGAGCCAUCUGUUGAGCUUAACAUCACCGGUGAACUCUCUGACACUUAUGCUCUUCGAGGAAACCCACUUGAAUUAACAGUGACGAUGAACGUUGAAUGUGACGGCACCUGGUUCAAAGAUGGAGAACCGUUAUCCUCUGGUGGUGGUAUCACUAUAUUCAAAGAGGGACUGGCCCAUAAAAUACGGAUUGCUAGCUGCCAAGAUGAUGACUCAGGAGUUUAUCGAUUUGUUACAGGAGAACUGAGUACGCAAGGAAAGGUCACAGUGGGAGAUGUACCUGAAUUUGACCCAGAUGAGCUUCAUAAAUUCUCCAAGCCUGUGGUGGUCCGUGUGGGUCAGAACGCAGCCUUUAAGAUGCCCUUCCCGCCGCAGGAGGGACUGGUGGUCAGUUGGUUCAAGGAUGGCACCGAAGUCAAAGAUGGCGGCGGAGUGAAGAUCGUCAGGGAGCCCAACCACAGUCGACUGCUUUUCAAAGACUGCCUUAGAACUGAUGCAGGAGAAAUCAAAAUCCAGCUUAAAAACCCUUUUGGGGCAAUAGAGGCAACAUCUCGGCUUAUUGUAUUAGAUCGUCCCGGACCACCCGAGGGCCCCGUGGAGACUGUGGAAACCACCUCCACUGUGAUCGAAAUUAAAUGGAACCCCCCGAAAGACGACGGUGGCUCACCGGUGACAAACUACAUCAUUGAGCGCCAACCCAACUGGCAGAGUCUGUGGACCAAACUGGGGGACGUCACUGCUGACAGAACCACCUUCAGAGACAGAAAUGUGACUCAUGGAAAAAAAUACAACUACCGCAUCUACGCCGAGAACCCCGAGGGCAUAAGCGACCCACUAGAGUCAGAUGACAGUAUCAUGGCAGGAGUACUGAUCCUCUCUGGUCCUCCUGGAGCCCCUCAAAUCGUGAGUGCCUCCAAGACAUGCAUCCAUCUGACCUGGACCCCCCCUGAGGACACACGGGGAGUGCCCAUUGUGGGGUACCUGCUGGAGAAAAGGAAGAAAGACACCAAUCAGUGGGUCGCCAUCAAUGCAGUCAAUGAGCCAAUUGAAGACAUAAAAUGUGCAGUGAAAGACGUCACCGAAGGGAGUGAAUAUCAGUUUAGAGUAUCAGCAAUUAACGAGUCAGGUGCUGGAGACCCAAGCCCCCCUUCGGAAAUGGUCUGUGCCAAGAAUCCCAACAUGAGACCACAUUUCAAAGAUCCAGAAGAUUUCAUGGUCGUCAGAGCGGGCAACUCAGUUCGGAUCAAAAUUAAUUAUGAGGCUGAACCUCCUCCUCAAAUCACCUGGCUAAAGGACGAUGAGCCCAUAUCUCCGUGGAUUAAUGUUAUCAAUACAGAAGGGCUGUCUCAGCUUGUUAUUCCAUCGUCAAAGCGCUCCGAUUCAGCUGUGUACACAAUCAUAGCCAAAAACUCAGUGGGAGAGGCUUCCUUUGAUAUUGAAGUUAGAGUCACAGAUGAACCUAAGAGCCCUGGCCCAGUGGAGAUAGAGCAGACAGUGCAUGGGAAACUGCUGAUCUCGUGGGCACCCUCACCUGACCAGGAGCUGGAUGACCGCCUGUACUACGUAGUGUCCCAGUGCGACUCAAACAACCGCAUGUGGAAGAAUGUGGCCGACCGUCUCUUCACCAACAGCUACACGGCCAUCAACAUCAACCCUGGCGUCGAGUACCGCUUUAGGAUCUUUGCCAAGAAUGACAUGGGCCUCUCCGAUCCAUCCCAUUCUCCUCCUUGGGGAGUGAACAACAACAGAAUUCCUAUUCCGGCAAAUGGACUGAAUUCAACAGAAGUGAGCUUUGAGAGGCCACCCUCCAUCUUGGUCCCUCUCAAAGUCCAUACACCACCCAAGGGUUACCAGCUUUUCAUGACAUGUGCAGUACGAGGAUGCCCCACCCCCAACAUCUCCUGGUACUUGGACAACAUCUGCAUCAACUCUGAUAACCACUACUACAUGACCAACUCUUUCGGCGUCUGCUCCCUGUACAUUCUCCGAGUCCGGCCCAAAGACAGUGGGGAGUACAAAGUGGUGGCUGUCAACUCGUUUGGACAGGCAGAGUGCUCCACUAAACUCAUAGUUAAAGAAUAAGAUUAUUUUUCAAGCAAUGAAGAGCAGAUGGAAAUAGAAGAAGUGCUUUGAGACUGAACAAACUGAUUGAAGAUACUUUUUUUUUUAAUGGGAAAAGAAAUUAAACUGGUAAAAAUAAUGGCUAAUAUCAAAAGUAUCUUAAGUGGGUGGAAAAUUGAGAGUUUUUGCAAGUUUAUUAUUGUGUGAAGCCAUUUUGGUAAUUUCACAUUUCGCUGGUAAAUACAAAUGUCUUUUGAAAGUGUACUAAUUACAUGCAGUAAAGAAGUAAUCGUAACAUUUUAUUUAAAAUACAAUAAAAAUAAAGAUUUCUGUA
Molecule: messenger RNA, 3841 nt
Organism: Boleophthalmus pectinirostris (great blue-spotted mudskipper)
Lineage: Eukaryota; Metazoa; Chordata; Actinopteri; Gobiiformes; Gobiidae
Product: immunoglobulin-like and fibronectin type III domain-containing protein 1
Exons: 22
Coding region: 1-3528 (1175 amino acids)
Molecular function (GO): protein binding
Source: RefSeq, a predicted model, not a curated record